Messenger RNA from Echinops telfairi (small Madagascar hedgehog), 1139 nucleotides. It is a transcript of the gene BOD1, whose product is annotated as biorientation of chromosomes in cell division 1. The record is from RefSeq and is a predicted model, not a curated record. The annotation marks the transcript as partial. The transcript has 4 exons. Lineage: Eukaryota; Metazoa; Chordata; Mammalia; Afrosoricida; Tenrecidae.
GCAGGCGGGGGCAGCGGGCCCAUCAGCCCCGCCUCGCUGCCCCCCGGCGACCCGCAGCUCAUCGCCCUCAUCGUGGAGCAGCUCAAGAGCCGGGGCCUGUUUGACAGCUUCCGCCGGGACUGCCUGGCCGACGUGGACACAAAGCCAGCUUACCAAAACCUGCGGCAGAAAGUGGAUAAUUUUGUGUCGACCCAUCUGGACAAGCAGGAGUGGAACCCGGCGAUGAACAAAAACCAGCUUCGGAAUGGGCUGAGGCAGAGUGUGGUCCAAUCUGGGAUGUUGGAAGCAGGAGUAGACAGAAUUAUCUCCCAGGUGGUGGAUCCAAAGCUAAACCACAUCUUCAGGCCACAGAUAGAACGGGCUAUUCAUGAGUUCCUGGCGGCCCAGAAGAAAGAAGCUGCGCCGGCCCCUCCUCCAGAGCCCGCGAGCCAGGACCCUGCGGCUCAAUCCCAGGACACAUCCUAAGGAUACCUCUGACAUCUGUUAAAAGCUUUUCAUUAAUGAAGAAAUUACUUCUACCUGCAUCAGAGUACAGCUUCUGAAUGAAGAGUUCAGGACUUCAGCCUUACUGCGGAGCAGUGUCCAGACCACCACGGCACAAGUUGGGCUGUGACAGCAUGGACCAGGGGCCUCUGUGCUGUGCUGCCAUCUGUCUAGUCCAUCCAAGGGGACGGCACCCAGGUGACACUACAGAAAGAGAACACUACAGCAACCGGUUGUCCAGAAACACACCUUUAUACUUGAACUUGGAGCCCACAGCUGGGUUUGAGGGCCUCUGUGCUAGGACAGACAAGCUGCAAAGCCGCAGGGUCAACCAGUAACAGUGGGAAACGUUAGCCGGGAGUAGGGGCUUGGUUCUUGGAGUUAGAGACUGGAACAGACACCAUUAGCACAGAAUGCCUUUGAAGUCGCCGUGAGCUUCACCUACACAGAUCUCUCAGCAGCUUCCCUCCUGGUACGAGGUGGGAAGACAUGGGUUAGGGAAAGGAGGAGGAAGACCAGAGCGGCCGGGGAAGGAAGAGCUGGGUGUUUCCUUGAUCUCUGUUUUUGUGGGUUUUUUAGACAAGUGGAUGAUCAUUAAAUGUACCUUUUUUUAAUAAAAAUCAUUUGGUACUCUUGGUGCAAUGCUGUCGCUGAAA